AUGAAAUGGAAUGGAAUAAUAAAAUUUAAUCGAUUUAAAUCAAUACUGAAAAAGAAAUGGAAAAAAAAAAGAUAUUUUUUGAAAAAAAAAAAAAAAAAAAAAAAAAUCUUUUUUUUUAUUUUUCAAUUUUUUUUAUUUUUUUUAUUUUUUUUUAUUUAUUUUUUAAAACUUCUGAUUAGAACUCAAGUAAUUAAUAUGAAAGAUUACACUAAAGUUAGUAAUUAUGAUAUAGAUCAAGAUAAUUAUAAUGAAAACGGAAGUGGAGGUUAUAAAAAAAUAAAGAAUGGAGCAUCAACUUCAUCAACAAACAACCAACAAAGAAUUUUAAUUGAAAAGGAAGCAAAUGAUGCAAGUUUAUCAAUAUAUACAAAUAAAUCAAGAUAUAUAACGAUGAUUUUAGCAUCAUUUCAAAUGUUAUUAGUAUCUGGUAUGGUAUUUGGUUGGCCAGCAUUAGAAUAUGAAUUAGAAAAACAAAAUGUUUUUAAAUAUCUUUGUAAGGAUGGUGAAGAGUUACCAUGUCCAAGUCAAGCAUCAAGAUUAAAUUUAGUAUAUACUAUUGGUGCAUUUACAUCAACAGGAUCAGCAUUUUUAACAGGUGCAAUUUAUGAUAGAUAUGGACCAAGAAAAACCAACUUUUUAUCAUUUCUAUUAUUAGUUUUGGGUUGUAUAUUAUGGUAUUGUUCAUAUUUGUAUGAAGCAAAUCUAUAUAUUCUAUCAUUUGCAUUGAUUGGUACUGGUGGUCCAGCAUGUCAAGUAUCAUUAUUACAUAUUAGUAAUUUAUUUCCAUCAACAAGUAGUGGUAUAACAUCAUUAUUUAGUGGUAUGUUUGUAGGUUCUUCAAUCAUUUUCAAAGUUUUUAGUGUAAUUGCAAAUAAAUAUUCAAUUGAAGUUUCAUAUAUAUUCUUGGGUUAUAUGGUAUUAUUAGUACCAUUAUUCAUACCAACUUGGAUAUUAUUAAGAAAUAAACCUUUUAUACCAAUUAAUGAUUUUAAAAUUUUAAAUAAUAUACCAAUUUCAGAUAAUAACAAUGAUAAUGGCAAUAAUGAUAAUAAUAAUAAUAAUGGUAAUGGUAAUUCAGAAGUUUCAUCAAUUCAAAAUAAUCAAAUUAAUCCAGAAUCAUUAAAUUUAUUUUCAAAUGUUAGAGAACAACCAGUAUUUACUCAAAUAUUUUCAAAAGAAUUCUUUUUACUUUGUUUUUAUAUGAGUUUUAAUUCACUUCAUUUGGUUUAUUAUAUGGGUGUCGUUAAUGACAUGUUUGAAGAUAAACAAAUUUAUGUAGAUAUUUUCAAUUAUAUGUGGAGUGGUGGUGUAUUCUUUAUACCAUUAGUUGGUUGGAUGAUGGUUAAAACAAGUUUACAUAUAAAUUGCUUCUUGGUAAAUGUAUUCGCACUGGUAUUUGGCGUUUUAUCUUCAAUUAAUGUCGAUCAAGUUCAACUUGGUACAUUUAUUUUCGCUUCAUUUACAAAUGUUUCAUUAUGGUCUUUUUAUUUCAUUUAUUUAUCCGAUGUAUUUGGUAAUAAUAAUUAUGGAAAAUUAUUAGGUUUAUCCUCUGUUGUUGUAGCAGUAGUAGGUUUACUUGAAGUAUGUAUAAACAUUUUAUUAUAA
This is a messenger RNA of Dictyostelium discoideum AX4, 1605 nucleotides long. RefSeq lists its product as hypothetical. The record is from RefSeq and is a predicted model, not a curated record. Gene Ontology annotation, biological process: transmembrane transport. Bases 1 to 1605 code for a protein of 534 amino acids. Lineage: Eukaryota; Evosea; Eumycetozoa; Dictyosteliales; Dictyosteliaceae. Gene Ontology annotation, molecular function: transmembrane transporter activity. Gene Ontology annotation, cellular component: membrane. The transcript is spliced from 4 exons.